Molecule: messenger RNA, 492 nt
Organism: Prorocentrum cordatum
Lineage: Eukaryota; Dinophyceae; Prorocentrales; Prorocentraceae
Source: the annotation of a GenBank genome assembly
CUCAAGUGUGUGCCCAACGCCCACCGUAGUUCCGUGUUGACCCGAUCAUAUUUUACUCGCAGUAGAGCGUGUGGCCGCAAUGUUGGCAAGGGCCCCCGCUGCCGUCCUGGCCCUCCUGCUCGGCGCGGGCGGCCUGAAGCUCCAGGACCCGGGCCCGGAGCCUGGCGGCGCUGCGCUCGGCCAGGCGAGCGGCGAGCUGGCGGCCACGGAGGAGGCGGCGUGGCCGGGGCUCUUCGGCUCCCCGCGCCGCACCCGGCGGCAGGCCGAUGCCUCGGAGGGCCUGGUCAAGAGGGCCGCGCCCGAGCAGACUGGCCGUAUCGCCGUGCUGGUGUCGGGCUCCGUGAAGGGCCUCCUGCUCACGCCGCUGCUCGCCAACGUCGUGCGCGCCAACGCCGUGAAGGGCCUCGAGGUGGACCUCUACUUUGGCCUCAAGGAGGCGCUGCCGGGCGCCACCAAGCGCGAGGAGGUCCUGCGGGUCCGGGGCCAGUUGAG